This is a messenger RNA of Penicillium verrucosum, 1347 nucleotides long. RefSeq names its product 40S ribosomal protein RACK1 (gene cpcB). Lineage: Eukaryota; Fungi; Ascomycota; Eurotiomycetes; Eurotiales; Aspergillaceae. The transcript is spliced from 4 exons. Gene Ontology annotation, biological process: positive regulation of protein phosphorylation; rescue of stalled cytosolic ribosome. Gene Ontology annotation, molecular function: protein kinase C binding; translation regulator activity; ribosome binding. Gene Ontology annotation, cellular component: cytosol; nucleus. The coding region runs from base 112 to 1062 and encodes 316 amino acids. The record is from RefSeq and is a predicted model, not a curated record.
CUUAGGGCUUGAGCGGGCACGUCUGCCUCCCAUCUCGAUUUUACCUCACCCCCCAGAGUCAACGACAAUCUCCGCCCAUCCCUCUCUCUCCUUCAUUGUCUCAUUCCCAUCAUGGCUGAGCAGCUGGUUCUUCGCGGCACCCUUGAGGGCCACAAUGGCUGGGUUACUUCCCUUGCCACCUCCCUGGAGAACCCCAACAUGCUGCUGUCCGCAUCCCGCGACAAGACCCUGAUCAUCUGGAACCUUACCCGUGAUGAGCAGGCCUACGGUUACCCCAAGCGCAGCCUCGAGGGUCACUCGCACAUCGUCUCUGACUGUGUGAUCUCCUCCGACGGUGCCUACGCUCUGUCCGCCUCGUGGGAUAAGUCUCUCCGUCUCUGGGAGCUCUCCACCGGUAACACUACCCGCACUUUCGUCGGCCACACCAACGAUGUUCUGUCCGUCUCGUUCUCCGCCGACAACCGUCAGAUCGUCUCCGGUUCUCGUGACCGCUCCAUCAAGCUGUGGAACACCCUCGGUGACUGCAAGUUCACCAUCACCGACAAGGGCCACACCGAGUGGGUUUCUUGCGUUCGCUUCAGCCCCAACCCCCAGAACCCCGUCAUUGUCUCCGCUGGCUGGGACAAGCUCGUCAAGGUUUGGGAGCUCGCUUCCUGCCGUCUCCAGACCGACCACAUCGGUCACACCGGAUACAUCAACACCGUCACCAUCUCCCCCGACGGAUCCCUCUGCGCCUCCGGUGGCAAGGACGGUACCACCAUGCUCUGGGACCUUAACGAGUCCAAGCACCUCUACUCCCUCUCCGCUGGCGAUGAGAUCCACGCUCUCGUCUUCUCCCCCAACCGCUACUGGCUGUGCGCUGCCACCAGCAGCUCCAUCACCAUCUUCGACCUCGAGAAGAAGAGCAAGGUUGAUGAGCUCAAGCCUGAGUUCGUUGAGAAGGGCAAGAAGAGCCGUGACCCCGAGUGCAUCAGCUUGGCCUGGUCCGCUGACGGCCAGACCCUGUUCGCCGGUUACACCGACAACAAGAUCCGUGCCUGGGGUGUUAUGUCGCGCGCAUAGAUUUGAGUUGUUGUAUCGGAGCUUGAGGAGCCUCUUUUUGAUCUAUUGACAAGGGAAUUGAAAAAAGUUCAAAAGAUAUGGCCAGAAGAGCAUUGGUUUGGGAUGUAUGAGCCACGAGCAAUGAAGCACUUCUCGCCGGGACUGAGUCGUCCCCGGCCUGGAGGUUUUCUGACAUGUCUUAGCCUACUUGAUCCACAUGGAAAAUGUAUGGAAUCUUGUACAAGACAUGUGAUGUUCUAAUACCAGUUAAGGCAUCAAAAUGUUUCCUAUUUUUCUUAUUGAAAA